This is a messenger RNA of Vidua chalybeata, 2538 nucleotides long. RefSeq names its product collagen alpha-1(I) chain-like. The coding region runs from base 1 to 2538 and encodes 845 amino acids. The transcript has 5 exons. The record is from RefSeq and is a predicted model, not a curated record. NCBI's taxonomy places the organism in Eukaryota, Metazoa, Chordata, Aves, Passeriformes, Viduidae.
AUGGCGGCCACAGCACCGUCCAAGCUGCUGUUUGUGCCUCGUGUCAGGCUCCCUGCCCUGCCCGAGGGGCUGGGAACAUCCCUGUUCCCCCCCGAGGGGACAUCCAGCGGCACGGCCCGGCCCGGCACGGCCCGGCCCGGCCCGGCACGGGGCAGGGCGGCCACGCCGCGGGCCCGGGGGCGGCAGGGCUGGGCACUGGGGCUGCCCUGGGAGCGGAGACGCCGCAGGGACACCCAGUGCGGCCGUGUCAGGGACGGGCGGGAGCGGCUGCCGUGGCCUGGGGACACCUGGCCGGUGGUGGCAGUGGCAGGGGCAGAGGAGGUGACGGGCACCGGAGCAGCCCCGGGAGCCGUGACACGGCUCCCCGAGGCCGGCUCGCCGCACAGCCCGGGCCGGGAGCGGGGGCUCGGGGCUCCGCCAGCCCAACCCCGCCGCAGUCCCGGGCAGCGCCAGCACCGCUCCCGGCCCGGCUCCCGGCCCCGCCGUGUGCGGCGGCUCCGGAGGGCACAAACGCUGCGGGACGGGCACCGGGAGCUGCCCGCGGGCAGGGGGCUCCUGCCGGGACAUCAGCCCGAGGCUCCCCCCGAGGCGGGGCGCUCCCCGGGCUCUCCGUUCCAGCCCCAAAGUCAGCUCGGUGCCGGCGCCGCGGGUGACGGCGGACGCGGAGCGGGGCGAUCGGCGAGCCCGGCCGCUCGCGGGAGCGGAGCGGCAGAAACCCCGCGGGGGCCGAGGUCCGCCGCUCCGCAGCGCGGUGCUGCCGGCCCCGGCCGUCACCUGCUGCCCCGCAGGACAGCGAUCGCCGCGGGGCCCCGGCCCUGGCAGAUGGUCCGCGGCGGCGGGCAGCGGUCACUGGCCCGGCCCGGCCCGCCCCGAGCCCCGCGCAGCAGCGGCUGCAGCACGGCCAGAGCGGCCCCGGCGCGGGAUUCCCGGCCCCGCUCCCGCAUCCCAGCCCGGCGCCGGCAGGUUUCCGGGCAGGGAGGGCUGGGCACCGGCCCUGCUCCCCCAUCCCCGGGCACGGAGGGCUCGGCACCGGCCCUGCUCCCCCACCCCCGGGCACGGAGGGCUCGGCACCGGCCGGCGCUGCCGCAGGACAGCGGGGCUGGGGGCGCCUUCCCGGGGGAGGGUCCGGAGCGGCCUCGGCAGAGCCCGGGACAGCCCGAGCCCGGCCGGGGCGGCAGCGCAGCGCUCCGGCAGCGGAGGAAACACCGGACGGCUGUGCCCGGACAGCGGCUGUGCCCGGACAGGGACUAUGCCUGGACAGCGGCUGUGCCCGGACAGCGGCUGUGCCCGGACAGGGACUGUGCCCGGACAGGGACUGUGCCCGGACAGGGACUAUGCCUGGACAGCGGCUGUGCCCGGACAGCGGCUGUGCCAGACAGGGACUGUGCCCGGACAGUGGCUGUGCCCGGACAGGGACUGUGCCCGGACAGGGACUAUGCCUGGACAGGGGACAUGCUCAGAGAGUGGCCACACUCAGACAGGGGCUGUGCUCAGACAGGGGCCGUGCUUGGACACCAGCCCUGCUUGGACAGGGGCCAUGCUCGGACACUGGCCCCACUCAGACACCGACCCUUCUCGGACACCAGCCCUUCUCGGACACCAGCCCUUCUCGGACACCGGCCCUUCUCGGACACCGGCCCUGCUCGGACACCGACCCUGCUCGCACACCGGCCCUGCUCGGACACCGGCCCCGCUCGGACACCGGCCCUGCUCGCACACCGGCCCUGCUCGCACACCGGCCCUGCUCGGAUACCGGCCCUGCUUGGACACCGGCCCUGCUUGGACACCGGCCCUGCUUGGACACCGGCCCCGCUCGGACACCGGCCCUGCUCGCACACCGGCCCCGCUCGGACACCGGCCCUGCUCGCACACCGGCCCUGCUCGCACACCGGCCCUGCUCGCACACCGGCCCUGCUCGGAUACCGGCCCUGCUUGGACACCGGCCCUGCUUGGACACCGGCCCUGCUCGGACACCGACCCCGCUCGGAUACCGGCCCUGCUUGGACACCGGCCCUGCUCGGACACCGGCCCUGCUCGGACACCGGCCCUGCUCGGACACCGGCCCUGCUCGGAUACCGGCCCUGCUUGGACACCGGCCCUGCUUGGACACCGGCCCUGCUCGGAUACCGGCCCUGCUUGGACACCGGCCCUGCUCGGACACCGGCCCUGCUCGCACACCGGCCCCGCUCGGACACCGGCCCUGCUCGGACACCGGCCCUGCUUGGACACCGGCCCUGCUCGCACACCGGCCCUGCUCGGAUACCGGCCCUGCUUGGACACCGGCCCUGCUUGGACACCGGCCCUUCUCGGACACCAGCCCUGCUCGGACACCGGCCCUGCUCGGACACCGGCCCUGCUCGGGGUCUUGGCUGGGCGGGCGACGCCUCUGCGGGGCAGCGAGGCUCCGGCUGCCGGCACAGAGGCGCGGCCGUGACGGAGGCCCUUUACGAGGCCCAGAACAUUUGCGUUUUCAGCCGCUGUGUCGCGGGUGAAACCUCCCCUCUCGCGCCGCAGCGUCCCCCGCUCGCUGUCUGCUGA